AUGGGUGUUAAGGCAGGUCUCAACCAGCUCGUGAAAGAGCACGCGCCUGGCGCUUUCAAAGAGUUCACCAUGAAAACCCUCUUUGGCAGAAAAGUGGCCAUCGACGCUUCCAUGUGCCUUUACCAGUACCUUAUUGCUGUUAGACAGCAGGAUGGACAACAAUUGACAUCUGAGGAUGGAGAGACUACGUCACAUUUACUGGGAAUGUUCUAUAGAACCGUGAGAAUGGUCGAAAACGGUAUGAAGCCCAUGUACGUGUUUGAUGGAAAGCCUCCAGUGUUGAAGGGAGGUGAAUUGGAGAAGAGAAUGUUGAAGAAACAGGAAGCUUUGAGUAAGCUUGAAGAGAUCAAGGAGACAGGUACGGUGGAAGAGCUUCUUAAGCACGAGAAGAGAACAGUGAGAGCGUCGAGACAACAGAACGAGGAGGCCCAGAAGCUCUUGGAGUUGAUGGGUAUUCCAUAUAUGAUUGCUCCCAGUGAAGCUGAAGCACAGUGUGCUGCUCUAGCGAAGGGCGGUAAGGUGUUUGCAGCAGCUUCGGAGGAUAUGGAUACGUUAUGUUACGAGCCUCCGUUCCUAUUAAGACACUUGACCGUGGCAGAAGCUAGAAAGAUGCCUGUGGAUCAGAUCGAGUACCUGGAGGUGCUCAAGGGCUUGGAUAUGGACAGAUCGACGUUUGUGGAUUUGUGUAUUUUGCUUGGAUGUGACUACUGUGAGACGAUCAAGGGUGUUGGUCCAGUGACGGCGUUCAAGCUUAUCAAGGAGCACGGCUCGUUGGAGAAUAUCGUCAAAAAACUGGCCUUGGCUGAGGCAAAGGAAUUGUUCAUGAACCCAGAAAUCACCAAGACUGCCAGUGCAGACGAGGUGGAUGUGAAGUGGGAGGAGCCUAAUGUGGAUGGACUUGUGGAGUUUAUGGUCCAACAGAAGGGAUUCAACGAGGAUAGAAUCCGUAGUGGAGCUGAAAAGCUCAAAAAGGCAUUGAAAGGCGGUACCCAGGGCCGUCUUGACGGAUUCUUCACUGUGGUGAAGCUGGCACCAGCCAAAAAAGAGCCGCCGAUACCAAGGACAAGGGUAAGGGCAAGAAGAAGGCUAGACGUUAGAAUUGGGGUUCCCAAUGAGGGUUGCCAACUGUACAAAUUGAACCUGAUGAAACAAGCUGAUAUAAUCCCCAGCGACGAGAAGUCGAUGUGA
This is a messenger RNA of Candidozyma haemuli, 1188 nucleotides long. Its product is annotated as multifunctional nuclease. The record is from RefSeq and is a predicted model, not a curated record. Lineage: Eukaryota; Fungi; Ascomycota; Pichiomycetes; Serinales; Metschnikowiaceae. Gene Ontology annotation, molecular function: 5'-3' exonuclease activity; 5'-flap endonuclease activity; DNA binding. The transcript has 3 exons. The coding region runs from base 1 to 1188 and encodes 395 amino acids. Gene Ontology annotation, cellular component: cytoplasm; nucleus.